Molecule: messenger RNA, 2027 nt
Organism: Camellia sinensis
Lineage: Eukaryota; Viridiplantae; Streptophyta; Magnoliopsida; Ericales; Theaceae
Product: CBL-interacting serine/threonine-protein kinase 5
Biological process (GO): signal transduction; protein phosphorylation
Molecular function (GO): ATP binding; protein serine/threonine kinase activity
Source: RefSeq, a predicted model, not a curated record
ACACUGGGGGCUAUUUCCUUGACACAUCCUAUUGUGAAUAUAUUUAAUUGAUUCUAUGUGCUCUCUUGCCUCUCUCUUCAAGGUACCAUCCUCCCACAAUUCCGGGAAAAGAAAACCAGGUGCUCCAAUGGCUACACCACACCCUCCUUUCAUUCUUUAUUUCUCUCUCCUCCACUAUCCCUUUUAGCCGCUCCCAGAUUCAUCCGAAUUCCAAUCCAACCCACAGCAAAGCCCCCACUUGCCCAUGGGUUCACAAUUAAAAAUCAGUAUAUCCUCAAUACUCUCGUGGAUUCCCUUACCCUGUUCAUCCCCCAAAAAUAGAGCCCAUCAAAAUUCUUACUGAAAUAGUCACUUCUAUGCAUAGAUUCGAAAUGGGUAGUCACCAAAACAUCUGUUUUUAGUUACCCAUCUUUCAAAAAAACAUCAAUCGAUUAAAUACCUUGAGAAAUCAAAAUCAACCAUGGAAGAGAGGCAUACGCAUACUCUGUUUGGGAAGUACGAAAUGGGGAGAUUACUGGGAAAAGGCACGUUUGCGAAGGUUUACUACGGAAAACAAUUGGAGUCCGGAGAGAGCGUGGCGAUCAAAGUGAUAAACAAAGAUCAGGUGAAGAAAGAAGGAAUGAUGGAGCAGAUCCAGAGAGAAAUCGCGGUGAUGAGACUGGUGCGACACCCGAAUAUUGUCGAACUGAAAGAGGUUAUGGCAACUAAAACCAAGAUUUUCUGUGUCAUGGAAUAUGUCAAAGGCGGCGAACUCUUCGCCAAGGUAGCCCGAGGAAAGCUCCGGGAAGACCUCGCCAGAACGUACUUCCAGCAGCUGAUCUCCGCAGUCGAUUUCUGCCAUAGCCGCGGUGUCUACCACCGCGAUCUCAAGCCUGAAAACCUCCUUCUUGAUGAAAAUGGUGGUCUCAAAGUCUCCGAUUUUGGGCUCUCUGCUUUGCCGGAACAGCUUCGAAACGAUGGCCUUCUUCAUACCCAGUGUGGAACUCCGGCGUAUGUCGCUCCGGAGGUGCUGAGGAAGAAGGGUUACGAUGGUGCUAAAGCUGAUCUAUGGUCUUGUGGUGUGAUUCUAUAUGUUCUUCUUUCUGGUUUUUUGCCAUUUCAAGAUGAGAACCUCAUGAACAUGUAUAGAAAGGUUUUCAAAGCAGAGUUUGAAUUUCCGCCAUGGAUUUCCUCUGAAGCUCGGAGGUUAAUUUCGAAGCUCCUAAUGGCCGACCCAGAUCGCCGAAUCACAAUCCCAGGUAUAAUGCGAGUUCCUUGGUUCAACAAAGGAUUCACAAGAGCACAUUCGUUUUCAAUUCGACAAGAUUUGAUUGAAAAAUCAGAAGAAUUUGAUGAACAAGAAUUGACCCAGAUGAAGAAAUCGGCCUCGUCCCCUGCUUUUUUCAACGCCUUCGAGUUCAUUUCAUCGAUGUCAUCUGGGUUUGAUCUAUCGAGCUUGUUCGAGAACAAGAGGAGAGUUGGGUCGAUGUUCACGUCGAGGUGCUCUGCUUCGGCGAUCAUGGAGAAGAUAGAGGCGGCGGGGAAAGGGCUAAGCUAUAAGGUGGCGCAGGUGAAGGAUUUCAAGCUGAGGAUGCAGGGGGCCACGGAGGGGAGAAAAGGAAGGCUGGCGGUGACGGCGGAGGUGUUUGAGGUGGCGCCGGAGGUGGCGGUGGUGAAAUUCUCAAAGUCCGCCGGAGAUACACUUGAAUAUGCUAAGUUCUGUGAAGAGGACGUUAGACCUGCCUUGAAAGACAUUGUUUGGACUUGGCAAGGUGAUAAUAUUUGUAACGGUGGUAACGGUAUAGUUGGCGGCAGUGGAUGAUGUGAAAAGAGCAACAAUCAAAUGAACCCUCCUAACCCUAGUUAGGGGUUACUCACUUGUGACUUGUUUUUGGGGGGGAAAGAUUUAUAUUUUCUAUAAGUUUUGGGUUUGAUUUUGGGUUUGUGUAGAAUAUUUGCAAAGUUAGGUGCUUAGUUUGUAAAAGAUGUGUGAUUAAGUUGAAGAAAACUUAAUAAAAAUUGCAAAGUUUUGGUGAUUCUUCCUCAAA